Messenger RNA from Arvicola amphibius (Eurasian water vole), 5133 nucleotides. RefSeq names its product probable ATP-dependent RNA helicase DDX60. Gene Ontology annotation, cellular component: cytoplasm. Gene Ontology annotation, molecular function: double-stranded RNA binding; ATP binding; single-stranded RNA binding. The coding region runs from base 1 to 5133 and encodes 1710 amino acids. Gene Ontology annotation, biological process: defense response to virus. NCBI's taxonomy places the organism in Eukaryota, Metazoa, Chordata, Mammalia, Rodentia, Cricetidae. The transcript has 37 exons. The record is from RefSeq and is a predicted model, not a curated record.
AUGGAAGAACAUUACACAGUGAUUUUAGAGAAAAUGUCCCAAUUAAUUCUGGAAAAUAUACCAAAGGCUGACUAUUCCAGUUUAUUCAAUGAUUUUGUUGAAUCUGAGUUUUUUCUGAUUGACGGAGACUCCUUGCUUGUCACGUGUGUAUGUGAGAAGUCACGUAAGCCGGGGCAAAGUCUUCACUUCUUCUAUGUGGUUGAGCGCUACCUGCUGGAUGUCAUUAGCAAAGGAGGGCAUUUUGCCAUAGUUUUCUUCAAGGAUGCUGAAUAUGCAUACUUCAGUGUCCCUGGACUUCUUACACUGAGAACUGCUUUAAUUAUGCACCUUCAGAAGAAUACUGCCAUUGAUGUUUGGACUGAAUUUUCUGGAUGCUUGUCAGAAGAGUGGCGUAUUUCCCUUGGUCAGAGAUGCCCAUAUUUCUUGAUUCUUGCUGAUGAAGGCCUGAACAACCAGCAGACACACCUUUUCAACUUUAUAGCCAUUCAGUCUUGGGCAGCAAAUGUCAACAUCGUGCUCUUCUCAGGGCAAAGAUCUGACAUCCUCCGUCUUUAUGCAUAUUUUAUGCAAAGCUCAUAUUCAAAGCUGCUGUUUUUCAAGAAGAAUAUGAGGAAAAUUAUGAUGGCUUACAAAACCCUCAUUCGACGGCUAGAAAAACAUAGAGACCUGAAUUUAACAACUCUGUUUGGAGAUUUAAAAUUUAAUAAUAUGGUGGAAAAGGCUUGUGAGACGAUGUCUCUGCUCAAGCAACUCUGGCCAGAAGGCUCUGACAUCCGACGAGCCCUUUGUGUCACUUCAUGUUCCCUCUUCUUGGAAAUGUACCACUGCUUCUUAGACAACAGAGAGAAGAAAGCCUCCAAGCAGACGUGCGAAGACAAACAGGAACAAGGUAGUUGUUUAACCCUGAAGGACGUAGAAGACUUCUGUAAGCUCCAUUGCCUCAGUGUGGUUUUUCAACUCCACCUACCUCUUUCCCAGAGAGCCUGCUCAAGAUUCAUCACUUCUGGUUGGACUGAGGACCUCAAGACUGUCUUUAAAAUGAAAAAGUGGUGCGAGUAUUUCAUCUUAAGUAAUGUGCACAUGUUUGAAUUUUGGAGUUUGGAUUUACUUCACCUUUCUGAUUUACGUGAUGAGCCUUUGUUGAAGAAUAUUGCUUUUUACUAUGAAAAUGAAAAUGCAGAAGGCCUGGAUUUGAAUAUAGGAGAUGCUAUCAAGAAGGACUAUGUACAUCUCUGGGACACAGUGUCAAAGUUGGUAAAAAACUUUGAAGUGGGAAAUGCAAUUCCUUUGAGAACAACAGAAUGCCAUUUUCUGAAAAAGACCCCAUCACCAGUCAAAGAAAGUUCCCAGAAAAAGAUGCCAAAUUUGGGUUUUAUUCCAAUGUCAUGUGCUUUGGUUGAUGAAUUUACUGGAGACAUUUUGAAAGACUUGCCUUUCCUAAAGAGUGAUGACCCCAUUGUUUCCUCGCUGGUUAAGCAUAAGGAAUUCGAUGAGCUUGUGCACUGGCAUUCCCACAGACCUCUCAGUGAUGACUAUGACAGGACAAAGGCCAAUUUUAAUGAGCAUACAAGAGACCCUGAUUAUCUUAGAAGUGUGCAGAAAUAUCAUGUUUUUCAACGAUUUUAUGGAAACUCAUUAGAAUCAGUCUCUUCCAAGGUCAUCACAACUCAAGGUGCUAAGCCUAAAAAUGAUUGCAGUAAAUCCAGGAGCACAAAGACACGUGAGACCAAGGCUGACAUAAUUGCUAGAGAGAAUAAGAAGAGGUUAAUUGCCAAGGAAGAACAAAGAGAAGAGCAAAAAUGGAAUACCCUGUCAUCUUCUUUUGAGAAGGAGAUGAAAAGAAAUUUAAGCUCUGGAAUGAAGAAGCUGGAAGAGUUUUUGAAAUCAUGUAAAAGUAACUCAGUAAAAGUUCAGGCUGAAAAAGUUGGGUUAACAGCUUGCUUGACAGCAUGGAAGGAACACUGCCGAGCUGAAGGUGAAACCACAAAAGACUUUAGCAUAGCUGUUGAUAUGAUGAAGAGAAUUCACUCCUUGUUGGACAAACACUCUGAAAUUCUGCAAGAAGCAGAUCAGAAACUCAUAGCCAGAUGUCUUACGUGUUUAGGGUUUGAUGAACUAGCAAGAUCUUUGUAUCCAACUCAGGAUGAAACAGAUGACAUAAAAAUGAAAGAAAAGAACAAAUAUUCAGUUGGAAUUGGGCCAGCUCAGUUCCAACUAAAAUAUAUGGGUCACCAUCUGAUACGAGAAGAAAGAAAAGAUCCAGAUCCCAGGGUCCAAGAUUUUAUUCCCGAUAAAUGGCAGCGAGAGCUCCUGGAUGUCGUGGAUAACAACGAAUCUGCAGUGAUUGUUGCCCCAACCUCCUCUGGCAAAACCUAUGCUUCCUACUACUGCAUGGAGAAGGUGCUGAAGGAGAGUGACGAAGGCGUGGUUGUGUAUGUUUCACCCACAAAGGCACUUGUUAAUCAAGUGGCAGCAACUGUGCAAAAGCGGUACACCAAAAUUUUGCCAGCUGGUCAAGUUGUGUGUGGCGUUUUCACUAGGGAUUAUCGUCAAGAUGCCCUGAACUGCCAGGUCCUUGUUACCGUUCCUGCCUGCUUUGAAAUUCUGCUACUAGCUCCUCAUCGCCAAAGCUGGGUGAAGAGGAUCAGAUACGUCAUAUUUGAUGAGGUACAUUGUCUGGGUGGAGAAAUUGGAGCAGAAAUCUGGGAGCAUCUCCUUGUUAUGAUCCGAUGUCCGUUUUUAGCCCUUUCAGCUACCAUAAGCAACCCUCAGCAUCUUACUGAUUGGCUCCAGUCAGUAAAGAGGUACUGGGAACGAGUAGACAGUACAAUGGAGAAAAGGACUUUUUCCAAAACAAAUGCUGGUGCCCGUGGCAGUCGUCACAAAGACCAAGCACAAGCCAGACAGUCAUACGAAGUUAGACUUGUGAUCCACGGAGAGAGAUACAAUGACCUAGAGAAGCAUGUGUGUUCUGUGAGACAGGGUGAAGUUUGCUUUGAUCAUUUUCACCCAUGUGCCGCACUAACCAUAGAUCACAUUGAAAAGUAUGGAUUCCCUUCUGACCUUGCCUUUUCACCUCGAGAAAGCAUCCAGCUAUAUGACACUAUGCUUCAGGUUUGGAAAAGUUGGCCCCAGGCCCAGAAUCUGUGUCCAGAGAACUUCCCUCUUUUUAAGAACAACGUGGUCAUUAAAAAAAUGGAUGUAAGAAAAUAUGAGGAGAGCUUAAAGGAAGAAUUCACCAACUGGGUUAAAAAUGGGAACCAGGAGCAGGCCAGAAUGGUGCUACAGAAGCUGAGUCCCGAUUUUCAUGACCACUCAGGACGGAUACUGUACUUCUUUCCGCAUCUUGUUGAGAAGCUCAGGGAAAUGGAUAAGUUGCCUGCGCUCUUUUUUUUAUUUAAUUUAUACUCUGUAGAAGAAUGUGCUAAGGCUACUUGGAGAUUCCUGAUGGAAAAGCAGGAAAAGAAAAGGCCUCCUGAUGCUGAUAAAGAAACUCAUAUCAUGAUGAACAAACUUCAAAAAGUUGGAAAAUCUUUGAAGAAACAAAAGAUAAUAGAUGAAAAAAGUCAGAAACUCUCCAGAUUGGAUCAAAUCAUCAUGUAUGAAGCUGAACACAAUCAACUUGUGAAGAGUCUGAAGAAGAAUCUGGAGAUUCCCCAGGACUGCACGUAUGCUGAUAAGAAAGCAAUAGACAAUGAGUCAUUGCAGAUGGUGUUUAGUCGAGUGAGAUUCCAAAGACAUGGUCCUUUACUCAAGACUUUGGCAAGAAGGGGCAUUGGCUUUCAUCACAGCUCCAUGAGCGCCAAAGAAAAGCAGUUAGUGGAAAUGCUCUUUAGGAAAGGCUUCAUUAGGGUGGUGACAGCUACUGGAACACUUGCUUUAGGAGUCAACAUGCCUUGUAAAUCUGUGGUUUUUGCUCAAAACUCAGUCUAUCUGGAUGCUUUAAAUUUCAGACAGAUGUCUGGUCGGGCUGGAAGACGAGGGCAAGAUCUUCUGGGUGAUGUCUACUUCUUUAACAUUCCAGCGUUUAAAAUAGAAAAGCUCAUAAAAUCCAAAGUGCCUGAGCUGAGAGGCCAGUUUCCUCUCAGUAUCUCACUCAUUCUGAGACUCAUGCUGCUGACCUCCAAGGCAGAUGACCCAGAGGAUGGCAAAGCAAAGGCGCUGUCAGUGCUGAGGCACUCAUUGUUAUCCUUCAAACGUCCCGGAGUCACAGACAUGUUAAAACUUUACUUCUUAUAUUCUUUGCAGUUCCUGGUGAAAGAGGGUCAUAUAGAUCAAGAAUGUAACCCUACAGGGUUUGCUGGCCUUGUAUCACAUUUACAUUACCAUGAACCGUCUAAUCUUGUUUUUGUCAGUUUUCUUGUAAGAGGUCUUUUCCAUAAUCUUUGUCAGCCAACUCAUGGAGACUCAAAACUUUUCUCUGAAGAUGUAAUGGAAAAGCUGGUUUUAGUAUUGGCAAAUCUUUUUGGAAGAAGAUAUAUUCCAGCCAAGUUCCAAGAUGCUAACAUUAAGUUUGAUCAAUCAAAGGUGUUCCUUGAUGACCUCCCUGAGGACUUCAGUGAGGCCCUGCUUGAGUACAACACUCAAGUGACAGAGGACUUUGCUGCUUUUCUGCUAAUUGUGUCCCGAUUGGCUGAUAUGAAACAGGAAUAUCAACUCCCCUUGUCAAAAAUUGAAUUCACAGGUAAGAAACAUGAAGACUCACCACUUGUGUCUCACCUGAUGAGCUGCAGGGAAGGAAGGAUGGCAGUUUCACCAUUUGUUUGUCUGUCUGGAAACUCUGAUGUGGAUUUGCUUCGUCCAGGAGUUUCAGAUAACGUUAUUCUACACACAAUUGGUAUCGAUCAUAUCGAAGCCCCAGUGCUGUGGCCACACAGAUUCGAUAGUACUGGAAGAAAAUUGCCACUUAAUGCAUAUGCACUUGACUUCUAUAAGCAUGGAUCCCUUGAGGCAUUAACACAGGACAAUGGGAUACAUUAUGGGACAGCUUACCAGAUGUUGAAAGAUUUUUGUCUUACCAUUAAAUCUAUCAGUGUCUCCUUACGUGAACUGUGUGAAAAUGAAGACGACAACGUUGUUUUAGCAUUUGAACAAUUGUCUGAGUCUUUUGCUGAGAAGUUUGGAAAAGUGUGA